UCCAAGCCCUCCACCCAGUGAGCGCAGAGGGAGCUGAAGGCGCCGCGCGGGCUCGGGACCUGCCGCCCCCACCCGGUUGCCGAGGUCGGCGUCGCCGCCGCGGGGUUUCGGGGAGGCCUGCGCGCUGCGUGGCCUUCUCCCGGCCAGCUGUGCGGGCGGCUGGACCAGCAGCAGCAGGGAGAACUCGAGCGCCGGCGGCAGCAGCGACACCAUGGAUCUGUCUUUUAUGGCCGCACAGCUGCCCAUGAUGGGAGGCGCCUUCAUGGACUCGCCCAACGAGGACUUCAGCACCGAGUACUCCCUCUUUAACUCCUCCACCAACGUGCACGCGGCCUCCAACGGCCAAGGUCAGCCCGAGGAGCCGCCAAGGUCGUCCAACGAUGCCGUCUUGCUCUGGAUCGCCAUCAUAGCGACGCUGGGGAACAUUGUCGUGGUGGGGGUGGUGUAUGCCUUCACCUUCUGAGCCGCGGGAGCUCCGGGACGGCCCCCCCUGCGCCGGGCUCACAGCGGGGCAGUCGCUGUUGGCCUUUGGCUGCGCCCGCGUUCUAGAACCAGGAGUGCUGACCAGGUGCGCGGUCUCUCCAAGGGGAGUCACCAUGCGUCUGGGAUUUCCCCAAGCGGCCCUGAUUUCAAAUACUCCAGGCUGUGGUCCAGCUGAUCCAGAAAAUAUGGGAGCCUGGGCUUCCAGCCCCCGGAGGCACGCCGGGGCAGAGCCUUCGAGGAGUAGAUUGGGGAAUUCUUGAAACUGCAUUCCACGAACACGAGACCAGAUGGAGCAGCCAGUCAGUUUAAAAUACAAACAUGGUUGGAUGAUCCUUUGCUGGCACGGAAUAAUCACUUCUGUGUCUCGUUUUUCUGCCAGCUUACCUGAGGGCAAGGGCAGCCCUCAGAACUUGAGUGUUGCCACCCCAGUCUGGUUUCCCAGUCAGCCCCUCGGAAUAUUGGUGGUGGUCACUUGAAGGGUCAUAAGAACGUUCCUCAUUUGACUUGGAAAUGGCGUCUUUGUUACCAGACACCUGGCCCCUUAUGAAACCCAAGGUUGGGGGAUUCCUGGUGACGUGGAUUUCAGGGGUGGCAGUGAUGGUGGUUUUUAUCUGCUGGGUGGACUUUCUCUUCUUUGUGAAAAGAGGAGAAGGUGCCUUUAAAAAUUAGAUCUGCCAGGCAAUUAACUCUUUAGAUCACCCACUGAAGAUGCUCUUUCCUCUCUGAGAAAUCACGGAAUUUUAGGGAUGAGGUGUGUGUACCUCAUCGAUUGGCGGGUGGGAGGGAGAGGGACGUGAUUUGCCUGUGGUCCCAGGGCAUGUAAAGGCAGGGGUCAGAGCAGGAGGGACAUUUCCUGCCCAUCAGUUCUGGGCUGUCUCUGCCCCAUCUAAGCACUGUCUUGAGCAGAUUCCUGCCUUCUCAGCUGCCCUGUGCAGAAUGUCCAGAGGGUCUGGAAGCGGUGUGCAGGGCGGGCAGGGAGUUAGACACCCACACUGUACACUUGGUUUGGCUCCCAUGCACCCUUGCAGGUGUAAAUAUGCUCUCCUGAGUCAGUUCCCUUACAAGCUUAAAAGGCAGCGGCUGGGGGGCUGGCAAACCUGGGAGCCCCUCAUCAGGGCCAGAGCGCUGCUGGCCUUUGGGUGCACCCACGUGCUGGGGGGAUCAGUAUAGGAAAGGGCUCACUUUUCUUCAUGGCGCAGUGCCCCCCUUCCUGAAACAGCUCUCCCUGUGCCCCCGAGUGGGACGAGCUCAGACACGGGCUUGCUUGCCUGCAAGCCAGCAGUGGCUUUCUUCUUCCUCCCUGCUCUGUACAGAAGAAAACAGAGGCAUAAACUCCUCCUCUGUGGUUGAGAGACUUAGAAGACCGGUACAGAAGCCCUCAUGCAUACUUGGGGACAAUUGCAAAAAGGCUGAGUUUGUCACUGUGGUCUCAGGAGAAAUGAGUGUUUUUGAUAGACAAAGGGACACCUUAAUUGUCCAGAGGCAGCCACUCGUCUGUGGGAGGUUGGCACCGAGCUGCCAUGAUAACAGGAUUACCGGCCCACGCUGCAGACAGCGCCGGCCGCCAGCCCUUAUUGGCCGCAUCUGUCACUGCCGCCUGGUGUCCAUCCACAAGUGCUUCAGUUCAAGUGGAGGUCGUGAGCACAGAGAGCUGGCGUGACCUUUGCGGAGCGGGAGAAGGGCUGUGGUACCUUUGGCCUGGACUCCUUCUGGAAUCGCUGAGCGCGCCCUGCUGUCUGGAGGCAGGACCAGCCUGGAGGCGGGGCUGGAUGGCGGCCGUUGUGAGCACAUCAUUCCAGCUGCUUCUCCAGCAAACUCCUGUCCAUCAAGGCCUGGCAUCUGCCCCAUGAGCAAGGUCUUUCUUAGACACGCGGCUUUAUGAGGGAACCCAAGGGGGGGACUCCAGAGCCAGGGUGGGGAGACAAGGUGUCUUCAUGGGGGCCGUCCAGCCCCAAUACCCUGAUUCUUUGUCUUCUGACCCCACAUCCCCAGGGAGCCUGCAGCCCUGUAAGAGGCAGGUGGCAGCUCCCCGUUCUCAGAUGGCCUGUGGGGAUGGCUAUGGGAGAGAAGGUUCUAUGUUUGAUAACAGGGGGAGGAGUGGGGAAGAGAGGAAAUGUUGGCUUUUAGCUCUAAGGAAACCGCCAGCCUCCCAGGGCAGCCCUGGUGGGCCCUGUGUUCGCUGGGCAUUUCUGGGCACAGAGGUCUCCCCUCUGAAGGUUUUGUUUUCCCUGACAUGAAAACUGACAUGCUGGCAGUUAAAUUCAACUUCCAGGUCUUUCUUUUCAGUGUCAGGGCCAUAGAUGGUCAAGAGCUUUAAAGAGCUUCUUGUCUAAACCAUGCAUCGUACGGAUCACAGUGACUUGCCCAGGGUCACCCCAUUUCCAUCUCCUGUGAAUUUUUUUUCCACCUUCACUCAGAUAGCAGCAGGGAUCGAUGCACAUGUUAGAUUUCUAGCCAGAGUGCACUGCCCCUUCCCUCGUGCUGCAGUUGGGGUUCUGUCUUUGAUGUUAAGUAAAGGCCAAGAGAUCUGACAUCAUCGCUUGAGUCUUGUGUCCAAGCCUUGUGCCAGAUUCACAGGCACAGAUUUCAUCCCUACGCUUACCUUAGAGCAUCAUUGCUCCAACACACAGUUAAAGGACCAGAAGCCCCGAGGAGCGGAAUAACUUGCCCGCGGCCACACGGCAGGAAAGUGAGGCUUAAAGCCGGACUCCUUCUGGAACAACGCCAUGCUGCCUUCAGUGGCUGGGCGGCGCCUCCAGGGCACAUUUAAACCAGGCCCUGAGUCUCCAGAGGCCGUUUCCCGAGCUCCCACGUCAUGACGUGGCCUCUGCAGGUUGAAGUCUCUGACCAUCCUUGGAAUGGGGCACGUUCAUCCCCCCUUCUCUGCCCAGGCUCUGGGGGGGGUGGUCCCUGUUGCCUGCACUCCCCCCCCUUUAAGUUGAACUCAAGUCUCUCUGCAUGGCCAGAGAAGUUCCCAGAGACCAGCUUUCUCGGGACCCAUGAAGAAGGCCCUGACCCAGACCCGGAGCCCCACAGAGGGACCCACACGAGGAGUGAGGCUCACACAGCCAGAAUUGAGAAGGAGAGUCAUGGGAUGGUCUGUGCUGCAGGCUGGGCCCCAGCCCAGACUCAGGUCUUCCGCGGAGCCCCAGGGCUCUCCCGAGCAGCUGGGGAUGGCCGCUCCUCUCUCGGACCCCAGCCUGGGGCUUCCGUUCUGGCUUCUCCCAUGUGAGGCUGGCCCCUGAGCCCACCCUGGCUUGAUGGGUCCGUGCUGAGGAAGGAGGGGUUGCCUCUUCAGUAGCUGUUCCUCAGAGAAGGGGUCCUACCACUGCUGGAAUAUGCGCCUCUGCGUGCUUCUGCAUUUCCCCUCUGCCAGCCGUGGGUGUCGCACACCUGUGUGUGUUUGCGCUUCACCGCACAGACCAGCACUUGCUUUAUGAGGUCAUGAGUUGCAGUCCUUGGAGCUUUGGAGGAGAGGCCAGGCCAGGGGACGCUUUAGCCGGGCAUGUCCUAAGGGGAUUCCGCCUCCUAUAGGCCUUGGGAGAGUCAACCGCUCUGCGGGCCCCUGCUCUGUCUUUCCUGCCCUUUCCAUGGGAUUAAGAGGCAAAUGAGACUCCCUUGACCCCGUCUACCCCCCAGAGAAAGAUGCUCAUACUUCCUUUCAGGGGUCCCCCGGAAUCUGAGGGAGAAAAGCAGGGAGGACAGGCUAGUACCACGGGCCUCGAGAGACAACAGGCCAUUUUCCAGCUUGUUCUAAACGGAAGGACUCGCUGCCCGCCAACCCACUAGCAUCUGUCGGAAUCCCUUCCUGGAGACUGGAGACACUUGGCUGCCAUCGACACUGCUGCCCGAUUCCUUCCAGACAAACGGUCCUCUCCUUCUGCAGGAACUUGACCUUCCCUCAUUAUUAGUAGUGAUAUUGUUAACAAUGAUUAGUGCUGUCGUUACACACCUUCCUUGUGCUGUGUGCUGAUGUAUCUCAUUUACUUCUCAAAUCACCCCUCGGGGACAGGAGUGAAGGUACAGAGAGGUGCACAGUAAUUACUGUCCCAUUUUUCUGUUGAGAAAGCCGAGGCCAGGCUGUGUGUGUGAGAAUCCAUCGCCGAGGAGCUGUGAUUCAGACCCAGGUCUGCUGGCUCUGCAGGCUGGGCGGUCACCUUGCGUCUCGGUCUCCCUGCAUCUGCACCCUCCACGAUGAGCCCUCUGGGAUGGACCAGCCCAGGAUGAGCCUCUGAGGCUCGGCUGUUCUGGUCCUGGAGAGGGAUUUUGAGUGGACGUCCUAGAAAGGGGCGGGCAGCACUGCCCGGGUAUUUAUCAGUUGUAGAACCUCACAGCAACAAGAGGCUUUAGAGAGCAUCUAAUCAGGACCGUAACUUUCGGGAAGUCAGCUGGGGUCACAUCAUAGAUUAGUGGAGAGCUGACAGAUCCCCGGAUGGAUGCCUGGCCCAGGGCGCUGUGCAUUCACUGGGGAACACAGCAGGGCCCCGGAUGCCAGUCCCAGCCUUGGGACAGGCAUCAUGUUCUCUGGCAGUUGUCAUCUGGCCCCCUUCAGAGCAAGUCCUGGGUGGGCUGGGCUGCCGUGCUGGAGACGCCCAAGGAGCUGUGCUUCUGGCCCAAGGGAGCAGCUGGAACCUGAAUGUCCCGUGUUUGCCGGGCCCACCUCUCCUGCCUCACCUGCUCCACAGGGCCCUGACCUCAAUCAUGUGGUGAGAGCGUCGUGAUAGGGCUGGAGGGGAGGCCGGGUGGCUGGGCACUGAGAGCCCACAGGGGUGGAGUCUGUAAUCUCCAAGCGGAAAGAGAAGCCACUCCAGGAAACCCAGGUAAUCAGAAUUCAGUGGUGGCCAGGUGUCCCCAGCGAGUCACUUCUGAGAUCAGACGUUGAGCAUUUUCUUUCCUUCUUUUUUUUUUUGGAUGGGAGGCUGGGGGUAGACAGGGGACAAAACAGUGCAAACCAUGGUGAUUAAAGGUAGGAAAGUUCCCUCCAGAGUGAGAAAACAGCAACUAUCAGGAGUGCCAUGGAAUUGUCAAAAGUACCUGAAAAGGACUAUGUAAAUUUUGGAAAAGUCUGCAUGGCUUGUUCUGAGUCUUGGUAAAAAGUCAUACUUUUUUUUUUUGUCAAGAUAGAGAAUAAAA
This is a messenger RNA of Orcinus orca (killer whale), 5616 nucleotides long. RefSeq names its product chromosome 2 C14orf132 homolog (gene C2H14orf132). Bases 212 to 463 code for a protein of 83 amino acids. The record is from RefSeq and is a predicted model, not a curated record. NCBI's taxonomy places the organism in Eukaryota, Metazoa, Chordata, Mammalia, Artiodactyla, Delphinidae. The transcript has 2 exons.